GACAGCUACAGCCAGCACAUCUCUCAUGUGGAGUAUGCCAUUGACCAGAUGGAGCUGUUCCACCAUCCUCCAGAAGCCCUGAAGCUCACUAAGGUCACCAAUCUGGAGUGCAGCAAUGUGGAGAAGACAGUGACACUGGAGAAGACCAAUACAGUGGAGAAGAAAUGGGACAUCGGCAGGGAGACCCGCAAUGGCUCUGUGUCCACCAUGACAGCCAAAGUUCCUAUCUUUGGUCCGGGUAAUGUGGAGUUGUCCAAGGAGCAGACGGUGACCUUCUCAAAGGGGACCACCAUUGUGGAGUCAAUCAGUCACGCUGUCUCUGUGGAGCUGCUGGUCCCACCCAAUCACUCCUGCACCGUGAGGAUGGAUGGCAGAAAGAUGAAGGCUGACAUCCCUUUCACCGGCCGGCUGAGCAGGACCAACCACAACGGAGACACCCACUGGACCUACAUCACGGGCACCUAUGACGGUGUGAGUGUUGGCGAAAUCAACGCUGUGGUGGAACGGUGUCAGCCGGUGCCUGAAGCUGUCCCCUGCUCCCCAGAUCAAAACUGAUGAUGAGUCUGCUAAUGCUAUGUUUUUCA
Molecule: messenger RNA, 584 nt
Organism: Oreochromis aureus
Lineage: Eukaryota; Metazoa; Chordata; Actinopteri; Cichliformes; Cichlidae
Product: natterin-3-like
Exons: 1
Coding region: 49-555 (168 amino acids)
Source: RefSeq, a predicted model, not a curated record